AUGGCGCCCUCGCACGUACUAAGAUGCUGUCAGCGGGGCUUAUCCUGGAUACCUGUUAUUUUCAUAAACCUGGUCGUCGGCUGGUCGUAUUAUGCUUAUGUCAUGGAACUCUGCAUAUACACAAUCCCCAACCCGGAGGAACAAGUCAUCUACCUGGUGGUGUUUCACCUGUCCUUCAUCAUGUUCAUGUGGUCCUACUGGAAAACCAUCGUCUCCAGGCCAACCAACCCAUCCAAAGAGUUCUGUCUUCCUAAGGCAGAGAAGGAGCAGUAUGAGAAGGAGGAGCGAGCAGAGGUCCAGCUGGAGAUCCUCAAGAAAGUCUCCAAAGGCCUCCCCAUAUACACACGCACGGGAGGAGGAGCUAUCCGCUACUGCGAUCACUGUCAGGUGAUCAAGCCUGACCGCUGCCAUCACUGCUCCACCUGUGACCAAUGUGUGCUGAAGAUGGAUCAUCAUUGCCCAUGGGUGAAUAACUGCGUGGGGUUCUCUAACUACAAGUUCUUCGUGCUGUUUCUGGGAUACUCCAUGAUCUACUGCCUCUUCAUCGCUGCCACUGUGCUGCAGUACUUUAUCAAGUUCUGGACAAAUCAGCUGCCUGACACUCAUGCCAAGUUCCAUGUUCUGUUCCUGUUCUUCGUGGCCACCAUGUUCUUCAUCAGCAUCCUGUCCCUCUUCACGUACCACCUCUGGCUGGUGGCCAAGAACCGCACCACCAUAGAGGCGUUCAGGGCUCCCAUGUUCAGGAACGGAGCUGAUCGGAGCGGCUUCACUUUGGGCUUCAGGAAGAACGUGGCCGAGGUGUUUGGGGACCAGAAGAGAUACUGGCUCCUCCCCAUCUACACCAGUUUGGGUGAUGGCCACACAUUCCCCACCCGCCUGGUCAACAUAGACCCAGAACAGCUGAUCGGGGACCAGUCCAACUCCAAAUGUGCUUUAGAUGGAGAGAGUGUGAUGAACUCACACAACCAUCUACUGGAUGAGGGCCAGAAGACUGAGGAUGGAGGACCCACAGUAACGGUCACAGUGGAGAACGAGUCCUAGUCAGGGAGGGAUGGAGCCACACACGCCGCUUUGGUGGUCAAAACCUGCAGAGGACCCAAGUUAUCUUUACACACACACACACACACACACACACACACACA
Sardina pilchardus (European sardine) is the source of this 1142-nucleotide messenger RNA. RefSeq names its product zinc finger DHHC-type palmitoyltransferase 20a (gene zdhhc20a). Gene Ontology annotation, molecular function: palmitoyltransferase activity. Bases 1 to 1041 code for a protein of 346 amino acids. Lineage: Eukaryota; Metazoa; Chordata; Actinopteri; Clupeiformes; Clupeidae. The transcript is spliced from 13 exons. The record is from RefSeq and is a predicted model, not a curated record.